UUAUUCGAGUAAUCGAUUGUACACGAUAAUCGAAGUCUCGAACUCGAAGUUCGAGUUACGAAGUCGAUUAUGGUUUGUACUGGAUGCAUUUGCGAACCUCUCUGGGAGCUCCUGCUCGGUGGUGUGUCCGUAGGAGGAAGUUCUUCAGGGGUUUGCCAGAUUUGACGAUAUUUAAACGAAAUAAAUUACGAUUAACGAGUUAUUCGACCGGCGCUUCAAUGUUCGCUCGUAACGCUUAAACAGUAGUUACGAACGAAUGUUUUUUCUCGACACUUAUUACGGAAAAUUGGUCGCGAAAGAAUUCGACAGGCACUGGUCUUCAAACGAACGAAUCUUCAACUUUCAUCGACUGAUUUGACUGAUUUUUGGGAUCCAGUCACCGUAAACUUCCAUCAUUCCGUCAAAAACCGAGUGCCGACCCGCAGGGUGGCGAUCAUUUGAUAAGGGUUCUAUCUGCUAUAGGCUGGUAGGCCAGUCUAUUAGUGGGUGUGUGAAUAACUGCGGCAACUGGAAGUUGACCCUGAACGCAGAGCCCCCGUGGCUUUGCUAGCACCCCCAUAGUGAUCUUGUCUUAACCCGCCUCCUCACGACUUACCCAAUUCUCGUUGACAGCUGCCUCUUUGCUGCCUAGCACCUACAGAGUAUCUUUUAAAAACUAAUAAAACAAUCAACAUGAAGGUAACAAAUUUAGACGAACGUAUCCAUGUCUUGGACAAUGAGUCAAACGUUAUGACUGUCAUCAAAGAUAUUGCAUUGAGUGGAUUACAAGAAGAAGCAUUUUAUGUACUCGAUAUCGGUGACAUUGUUCGUAAACAUCAAAUUUGGAAAGAAAAAAUGCCACGCGUUAGUCCAUACUAUGCCGUAAAAUGUAACGAUAACUUAGUGGUAAUCGAGGUAUUAGCUGCUCUUGGUAUCGGUUUCGAUUGCGCAUCAAAAUCAGAAAUCAAUAAAGUCUUAAGUGUUGGAGUAGACUCAUCAAGAAUUAUUUUCGCCAAUCCAGCUAAGCCAGCAUCGCAUAUUCGUCAUGCUGCUACUGUUGGUGUAGAUGUAAUGACAGUUGACAAUGAAAGCGAAUUGCAUAAGAUUAAGAAACUCCAUCCUGAUGCUAAGAUUGUGAUUAGAAUCCGUUGCGAUGCCGAAGUAGCUCAAUGCCAAUUGGGCAUGAAAUUUGGUUGUGAUCCAAUAUACGAAGCACCUAAUCUUCUGCGUCUUUCACGUGUAUUAGGACUCAAUGUUAUUGGUAUCAGUUUCCAUGUUGGAUCCGGUUGUCAGGAUCCACCCGUAUUUCACCGAGCUAUACGUCAUUCUAAAUCAUUAUUUGACUUAGCCACGGAUCUUGGUUUCAAACCAUAUUUGUUAGAUAUUGGCGGUGGCUAUCCUGGAAACAAAGGAAGCAGCAUUGAUAAAAUUGCUGACGUUGUUAACAAAGCGCUUGUUGAGUAUUUCGACAAUGAUGCCGUUCAUGUAAUCGCCGAACCCGGUCGCUUUUAUGUUGCAUCUGCAUUUACACUCGCAACCAGUAUUCAUAGUAAACGUUCCGUACGUGGCGAUGAAAAUUCACCAAAUGUAAUCACUCAUAACAUGUAUUAUAUCAAUGAUGGCGUUUAUGGCUCCUUCAAUUGUCUACUCUAUGAUCAUCAACAUGUAACUCCUAUACCUCUAAAGAAAGGUUGUGGAAAAAUGAUUCCCUCAAGUAUUUGGGGACCAACAUGUGACGGUUUGGAUCAAGUCGUGGAAAAUGUUUUAUUGCAUGAAAUGGAUCUUGGUGAUUGGAUAAUAUUUGAAAAUAUGGGCGCGUACACGUUACCAGUCGCUUCUCCAUUUAACGGAUUUCCUGUACCCAAAGUACAUAUCGUUGCUGAUGAAAACAUUUGGUUUUUGUUAAAAAGUGCUUUGCCCUUGACCGAAGAUCACUUUGUCAUUGGUAAUACACCAGCUAAUUUACGACUUGGUCUAGAUAUUGGAGGAACUGAUACAAACGCAUGGCACAAUCCAACCAUUGAAUUGACAUCGGCCGAAAUUUUGGCUGGUUCUGCUAAUUCUCGAUCAUCAUUCAUUUAUGAUUACGUUGAGGUUGAUCCAUUAAAUUAAUUUGGCUACAUUACGGCGAUGGUGAACGUAAAAAAAAGAAAUAAUAUUACGGGCAAAAAACCACAUUUUUCUUUUGGAACAUACAAAGUCAUGAUAAAAAUUCUAACUAAAUUGUUUUACGAUUGGCAACUUUUAAUCGUAUAUUUUAUAACAUUAAACUCAUUUAAUUUAAAAACGAAAAACAUAAUACUAAGGGUAUUUUUGAUUUUUCGGUUUUAUUUUAAGCUUUAAGCUUUAUUAGUAUUUGCUACUAUAAAGUCAAAACGAAAGAAAAAAGAAAUGCUCAUACUUUUUAUUUUAAUUAAUUAUUAAAGACGUGCAAAUUACAUUAUUUUUUGGAAUGAUGCAGGUACAUGUGCUUGUUUCUGAAUGGUCAAGGGGUAAUAUUUAUAAAUUAUGAUAUAUAAUCAGAUUUUCAGAUUACUGUUAAAAAAGUUAACCGCAGAGCUAAAGUAGACAUUCUUCUGCAUGAAAUAUUUACGUAGAAAUAUUUAUAUAUACCUUUUUAGAACCGUAGUUUCUCAGAUAUUACAUACGAACUUUCAUAAUAUUUAGAAAAAUGUUUAUCGAAUCUUGGGAGAAUAUCUACAGUUUGCACGUUUAAUAUAGAAAAAAAUUGAAGUCAUUUUUAUAUAAAUCAUAUAAGUAUGAGUUACUAAAACAGUUUUGUAUGAAAGAAAUCAUUGCGGAUUUUAUGAUUGUUGUAAACGACUUGAUGUCCAUGUUGUUGGUAAAAAAAUGUCACAUUUGGUUUUCUAAUACUUCUUUUUUUAAGUACACAAAUACUGCUUACAUGAUUUAUAUGAAAGAUAUAAAAAAAGUAGUACUUUUGUGUAAAGGCUUGAAUGUUGAAUUAUUUAUACUGUAAAUCAUUGAAAUAUUCAUUGUAAUUUAACCUUAUGAUUAACGAAAAAAAAUGAAAAAAUAAGGCGAGGAAAAUAUAAUCAGUAGCAGCGAAGGUGACGUAUAUGUCCAGCAUAUGUGUCGCGGUGAAAACACGAACAUUUCUACUUUCUUAAUGUAUUUUUUCCUUUUUUUCGUUCUAAA
This is a messenger RNA of Osmia bicornis bicornis, 3138 nucleotides long. Its product is annotated as ornithine decarboxylase 1-like. NCBI's taxonomy places the organism in Eukaryota, Metazoa, Arthropoda, Insecta, Hymenoptera, Megachilidae. The transcript is spliced from 9 exons. Gene Ontology annotation, molecular function: ornithine decarboxylase activity. The record is from RefSeq and is a predicted model, not a curated record. Gene Ontology annotation, cellular component: cytoplasm. Bases 673 to 2091 code for a protein of 472 amino acids.